Dermacentor andersoni is the source of this 10913-nucleotide messenger RNA. RefSeq lists its product as uncharacterized. NCBI's taxonomy places the organism in Eukaryota, Metazoa, Arthropoda, Arachnida, Ixodida, Ixodidae. The record is from RefSeq and is a predicted model, not a curated record.
ACAACAACAUCAGCAGAAGCCACCCGUGGCAGAACGCAUGGUCAACGCACUCAGGGCUCCGUCGUUUAUGGGUUUCUAGUUUCUAUAAUCGUACCUUGCGCCUGUGCCUGACAGUGUGUGGACCGAUCUAAUAAGAAUGGCUAAAAGAAGUAGUGUCACAUGCGUAAAACCAUCGGACCCUCCGUUCUUGAGGAAGCUUAAGGAGCGCGUCGGCUACAAAGAAAGCCCGACGGUCGACACGAAGAGGGAAGAACACCAACCUGUGGACACUGUAGACCCCGACCUCGAUGACGAAAAGCCUGUCGUCGUCGUUCUCAAGGCGGGCGAUUUGACUGCUGAGGAAGCUGAAAUCUACAGUCAAAGAGAAGUUUCAUAUAACGAGCCUGCUGAUGGCAAGAUAAUGUUCAAGAAGCCAACAAAAAGGAAAGACAGCACCGCUUCAACAGAUGGGCAAGCCAAGAGGGUCAAAGAGGUUGACAAAAGCCGCCGCCAGCAAGUGAACUCCAUUAGAGACAGCCGUCUUUUGUCUUUUGGUGACGAUGACGAUGACGACUAAUAGUGGCAUGCAGGUGGGUGCUAGCACUGCCUGCACUCAGCCAGCAUUAUUGGAUUUCCAAGCAGUGCAGUCAUUGGGAAAGUUCAUCACCAGUACUGAUGGGUAGGCUGUACUUUAGCUGCUGCCAGCUUUUGCAGCUCAUACAUGUUAAAAGUAUGUUGUAAAGGUGUUUGGCACUGCUCUGUAAUGUGUUUGGACAAUUGAUGAGGGGAAGUGUCUACAUAACGUCUGUUGUUUAAGGCCUUCCUAACUGUCACAUUAUUGUUGCACCCAAUGCCCACAGAUGCGAUGCGUAUACAGGAUUUUUAUGUGUAUAUGCACUUUACCUUCGUCAAGCCCGUGUGGCUGUAGAAUGUGACAGCAUGUCAUGACAACCUGAAGUUUUCAUGCAAAGCUCUCUGUGACGUGUAAUGUAGUGUGUGCAUUCCUGUACCAAUCAGCUUAAAUUUCAAGGAAGCCACCAAUACUAUUUGCUUUUCUCUAUUCUCAAAACACAGUGAGACUGCUUCAGCAAUUUUUUUUAGAGUUUGCCAAUUUGUCUUUUUUGGCACUAGCAAUGACACUUAAUACAUAAUUUACUUCCGCACAACACUGCACACAAAUCAGACCUUUGUUGCAUUGUUCACUGAGGGACCUUCCAAGACUCGUACUUUACUUUUUCAUUAGCUAAGGUUAUUGUUCUCUCUCCAUAAAGAGAGAGAAGACAGUGCCAUGCACGGGGCUACACGAGUUGACGUCGUACAAAUGUAGCGUGGAACCUUGCAUAUAGCGGAGAAAUGUGUAAUGGGAGAUGAGCUCUGUUGUCAAGUUAUUUAGGAGUUGGACUCAAGUUGGUACUUAAGGUUUGGUGGUUCCUCUAUGAGAAAUCACACUUGGCAGACAGCUGUCAUCUUAUUGCACCAAAAGCAUGUGUUCAUGUGCGUGUUUGUCGCAUUGCAAAGAAAGAAACAGUCUGCAGUCCACAGAAAAAGCAUGAAAAGGAAAUAAUUAUUACAUUAUCCCAGCCCACGUGUUAUGUUUGUAUAGCAAACUUUUUUUCCUGUAUGCAUGCUACUAUUCUAAAAAAAUGGGUUGGCAUCACCCACUGGCAUCACAUGUCUUUGACUUGUGUUUAACCAAAAAAUAGAAGAACCUACAACGAUAGCUGCAUGAUCCCCAGGCACAUUUAUUAGCAGAUAGCACAGUGAGCUAGCAUUCGGCCAAUAGGAGCAUAUUCAGUAGAGACAGAAAAGAAGCUAAGUUCGCUCAGUAAAAUCCAUUUUUCUUCAUUUGAACAAAGAUAUUUAGGGAGAUGCAAGCUGAAGUCAGACACAUUCAAGCUCUGAAUCAUUGACCUUACCCGUUUUGUUAAGUUUGGCCAUUUCCAUGUGUUUUAGCUGUCUUCCUCCCCAUUUCUUCUAAAGUUUUACCCACUUUGUGCUGAUUUAUGUUAGCCAUAGUCAAUAAAAGGCAGAACGGAAUUUGAGAGGUAUUGUGUUGGGACAGUGAAGCGAUAGAAACUGAGAGCUUCUGUCGUGUGCCAAAAUGUUCCUUUGCGAAUGUCCAUUAUUUCAGCAAAGACAAUGAAUGCACAACUGACAAGCAACUUCUGCAGCAGCGCAAACAGGUACACUAGGCUGUCGAAUUUAGGAGAAUUGGAACAGGGCACCAGCAAGAUACCAAACAGCAGCAAAAGCCCAUUGCUACACUGAGCUGUCGACACUAUGAAAGCCACAGACAGCUUGCGUCAAGUCAUUACACAGAAUAACGCUUGGAAGUUGAUGCAUUUUGACUAUUGGCAACAGAGAAGUCAGACAAUCAUUGCAAAGAACUACACUACCACUACUAAAGUAAAGCGGAUACCCAACUUAUAGGAGCACAUCUGGAUUACAGCUGGGCAGGAUGGGCACACUAAGGCAGUAUGAAGUAUUGCUAAACUUACUCCAGUGUCCACGUAGGCCCUUAAGUCUAAGGCCAAUGGCAAUGAAAUUUUGGACUGUGUAAAAAUGACUACUAGUUUUAGAUAGUUUAGGUAUAGAGUAGCCUCCAUACAAAAUGUUACUUUUAAAAUACAAGUAAAUGUGUCAUGAACAGCUGGCAAAAAAAAUGUCUUUCAUACCAAAACUGAGAAGAAAUAACCACUAGCUGGAAAUGAUGCCUCACCCAGAACAUGGAGAACCAGCGAAGCCCUCGGCUCACUGAAAAUCUCCGAGGUAAUGUGCUGGAACGUACAUCACAUAUAGUAACCACCAGCCCUGCAGCUUUGCCAAGAUUGUUUCUAUGGUAUAUAACUACUCAUUUACAACUAAUUUAGAAAAAUGAAAUUUUAUUGCACUUGGUUUGGCUCCCGACUAGUUCCUGGGGGUGCCGUCCGGGUAAGCAGUGGCAUGGUCACCCUUCCGGGAAUUCAGCUUCAACUAGCCACUUGGAAAAUAUGUUAAAACUUUUUACAGUGGCCCGAUGAGAGGUAGCAGUGAUAAAGAUUGAUCCACCAGAGAGACAAAUGAAUUCAUGUAAUUUUCUAAGGGAGCAGCUGCAGGGAGAACACAGUGCUUCAGCAUGAGUUUCACGCCUUUGAUGAAUGAACUUGUGUUUUGUUGUGCUUCUGCUUGAAAUGUCAGGAUGGGUGCAAGCCCCAAAAGGCGCAAUUACAUGCAUGGCUUCUCUCUUUAGUAGUUGUUUGUUUUCUGUGUGAAAUUGGCCAGAAUUCAUUACUCUGCAAAAAUUAGCAUCGCCAGCUUCAGAAGACGGGCUCCAAGCCUUGAAUGUGGAUCAACCAUCUGUUUUGAUGUCUGGUCAUUUUAAUAUGUAUGCCGUUAUCAUAAAAGCAAUCUCAAGGAAAUUGCUUGUAAUCUUGUAUAUUGUUAGGAAUUUUGAAUGCGUGUUUUGAAAAACUUGUGUAAUAGUUUAUUAUAAAAAUUUUUAGUGUUUAAGAUGACGCUAAAGAGUGGCAUUAAGUCAAUUUAAACAGGUAUUCUUUCAGAACUUUAUUCAUUUGGCAAAAAGAAAUGGAAUAUUACUGGGAAAGGCUAAGGCCAAACUUUUAAAAUUUCAUGCAAAAGCCUACAGGCUGGUUCAGAAUACUAUUUUCUUAUAUUUGGGCCAUUUUGGUGCAGGAAAAAAAUUUCGUAACUUGUAAGCUUGAAGGGACUGACAACUGGCCAGAAUGUGUUGCGAGACGUUGAGGGAAAUGAAAUUAUCAUGGAUUUAUAGCGAUAGAAUCCAUCAUGCUGUUUGCGAUUUAAGUAGGAAUUAUAAUUUUAAGUUGUCGUAAAGAAAGUAUCAGAAGCCAGUUAGUGGGAGCAGCCUGGCAAUGAAAUCUUGGUACUCCCAACGUAAUAUAACAUUGCUGUACGUAAGUCGGCUGUUAUCAAGUACAGCAUACUUAUUGCUUAAAAUUGCAGUUCGUGUGUUAUUAGAUGCGUGCACCCUUUAUUCUGUACGCAUUACGGCCCACACAUCCCACAAUGCACAGCAGUGGACUAGCUGUUGUAUGUGCGUGAGUUUGCGAGUAAGUACCCAGAGUUGUGUGGUCUCUCUGUCAGAUAAAAAAUGCCAUGAACUAGUGGUGCCUUAAAUGGGUGCCAGCACUCCAAUAUUAGCACCACGCGUGGCUACAGCAACACACUGUACUAAGUGUAACUUGGCUUGGCUAAAAAAAAAAUCCCCCACUACAUAAUAACCAAUGCAGUUGGAUAGGAAACCACGAAAACACGCAGCUGUUAUUGUAGAAAUAAUUUAACAAUUCGGAAAACAUGAAUCACAGGACGUCGGCUUGGUUAACAAUAUGAUUUCUCACAGCUACGAGCGCACUUGUGGUCUACUUCCCACCAUGCUGGCAUAUAAUCGCUAUCGCGCUCAGCUAUCACUGUUUUCAGCAUGCUUGCAGCGAAAGACUACAUCCUCACUGUAGAUCGAAAAAUUGAUAAAAAAUGUUCCACAGCAUUUUUCAUAUUACCACUUCAUGAUAAGGCACUCUGACCAGUAAGCUUUCUAUUCACUAUAAAAAAAAGUACCAUGAAAAAUGGUUGUCCGUCUCUAAGAAUACAGUGCUCUUUUAUCGAUAAACAGUAAAGUAGAUACUGCCAGAAUAAAUUACGUCAUCGCAAACUGGCCACCAGUCUCACUUUUAUGCCUUCUUAGGCUUACCAAGCCUCCUCACAGCAUUAGUAGUGACUGUUCUGCUAUUGCGGUUUAAUUUAUUCACACAAUUUAAUAUUCCCAUUGAUAGUUCAUUUAGAAGAGUACUGAUGUGUUAUCUUCUUAUGCAUCAAAUGAAGCCCCAAACCAUUUUAGAAAUGUAAAAAAGAAAUAGUAUCCACGCUGUAAAUGUUUUACUAUAAUACUUUUUUCUAUGAACCUGUCUCAGGAUUGGUAUCCAUUAUGCAGAUGCAUCAUGAUUUCAGAAUAGUACACACGCUUGCUUUGUUCUUGAAAGUGCUGUGGCUGCCAUACGAGAGCACAGUCAGAAGAAAUGCACACAGGGCUCAUUCAUUUUUGAAAAGUACUGUCACAAUACUAGGCCUUACUGCUACAAGAUAUCGGCAAAUUUUUGUGUGUCAUGAUUUCACAACAACGUUGAUGACGGGCCUCUGAUUUGGAGAUCUAUCAAAUUAAAAUAUUUUGUCUGCCACCGUCAUAAUUCGUAAGUGUCAUCCUUAUUCAUGCAAGAAGAAUGUGGUAGACUUUCUACAACUUUCAAAAUGUGUCAGUGCUCUGCCUAGGAAGCUGUGGUAGUGCCUUGGUUCCAUAGUGGAAUAUCAUCCCUUCCUCCAUGUGGAAUAUGAUGGUGGCCAGAGGUAGGAGCUAGGUGCACCCGCUGGAUAGAAAUAAAGCAGUUAAUGAAAAGUGUCCGAUGAUUACAAUAGUCUCUAAAGCGAAAUUUGGGUGCAGCUCGACAUGCGUUUUCAUUUCGCGAUCAAUAUAUUGAGGCAAAGAAUUUGAGACCGAAAUCACCGCAUCGACUGGCAGUGGGCCAGCGUCAUCAACGCCUUCACAGAGGGAGCUGCAGUAUGGGAACGCUGGCAUGAUGUGGGGCAUCGAAGCCAGCUGUGGAAGACGCCAAUGACGAACGCACGAGCAGUGGCACGAGUGCGUUCGCACGGUUAUGCCGAGAAGCCGAGCAGUGGCACAUGCGUGGUUACGCUGAGGGACGCCGACGCUCAACCCAGGCAUGGGUGCCCAAGAGCUGCACUCUAAACAUAUCGGUUGGGUGAAAAUGAUUGCUGUGGCGAUACCACGCUGUUUACAAUGUACGAAUCGGACAAACCUAGAACCUCCUGUGCAGCACUACAGCUGGUCCUUUCGCUUGAUUCUAUUUCUUUAUCAGUUGGUCAUGGUUAACUGAUCACAGUAAUAAUGUAAGCGGAGCUCCGCUUGUUGCUGCAAACAAUAUAGCACCCGUUGAGUAGCCGAGGUCAAAGAGAGCACCAUUUUGUAUUGUUUGUCAGUGGCCGACCUCUGGUAUAAUUGGCCAAAAGGUUCCAGAGAACAAUCAGCACUUGCACACAUGCAAUAAGGAGAUUGUGCAGCAGCCGCAUGGCUAUCACCUCCAUUGCACACACAUCAAAAAGCCAUUCCUUCCCUCUCCCCUCCCGUAAGUGAGACGUCUAAGACUAUUGCCAUCUCCUGAAUGGACAUAAAAGAGCUCUCUAAAUCAGUUUAGACAGAUAAAAUGUUUCUUCAGAACUCUCUCUGCACUUAUUUGGCAAAAAAAAACAUGCAGCAGUACCCAUUUCACGAUGACUCGUUGGUAAUGCUUUGAAUAAAUAUAGCAACAUAACAUACUGCCACUGUCGAAACAAGUUAUGUAUGAGGCGUGCAUUGCAGUGAACCUCCUCUUUUGCAAUUCCCCGACACUGGGCGCCAUCUACUGUCGCCACCGCAAAGCCUGCACAUGGCCUGCGAAAUUCAUGGCACACUGGUGCGUGCGAAUGCUCAUGUCAUGGGGCAACUAGGCUCCUCUCUCGCGCUUCUUUUCGGACAAACUGCACCAUCUAGCGGCACUGCCGAGAAGUCCGCACGCGGAAGAUGAGAAGUGUGGCACGCCGGUGUCUGCAAAUGCCGAGAAUUGUUCCCUCACUUGCCUGCACACUCAGUGGCACAUACUCAGUGACCCAAGUUGGCGAGAGGUUUAUUGAAGAGGGGCACAUGCAUUCAUGAUGCAGUUCGCUAAACUGUUCGCAUAAAGGGCGUUCACUGAAAGUGACAUAUGCCCGGUGCAUUUGAGGCGCACUCUGCUAAUGCAUCAGGUUGCCGUUCUUGAGGAACCCUUGUGAUGUGGAUUUGAUACCGCUCAGAAUCGGAGAAAUUUAAGGGAUCUUUUUCGUCAUUAUAGAGCAGCGCAUUCCCUGUGGCACAUACUUAGUUACCCAAGUUGGCCUCAGGUUGUUCAUUGAAGAGUGGCACACGCCUCCCGAUACAUACCCAGUGACUCAAGUUGGCAUCAUUUUGAGAACCAGCAUAAUCAAGUGGCACAUAACCAUUGCACCAAAUCAACAUCAAAGAGUUUCUUCACACAGCGGUCCUAUACAGUCCCGCAUUUACAGCGACCCAUGUGGGUGUGAAAGAUGUUCAUUGAAGAGUGGCACACACAUUCACAUUGGCACAUACUCAUUGACCCAAGUUGAUCCUCCGAUGGUUGGUUUUGAACACUGUUAGCUCAGCACAGCAGGCCAAUGUGCUAACCAUUUGAUGACAAUUAUGAAAAAUUAACCCAGGUGGGCGGAAAAGCGGUUAGAUAUAUAGGUAGCCUUGGAAAGUGUGUGAAGUACCCAAAGAAUACUAACACAUUAAAAAAUCACGAGCAAUAACAGAAGCCAAAUGUCUGUCAAAGAGACGUGAUGCGUAAUACUGCCGCCACCAGCGUGUGGCUUCUGUAAGCAACAUUGCAUUGCAAGCGGUACAUUAUGACACAAGUUGCUGCUUGCUUUGGCACGAGCGUGGACCUUCAGACCACUGUGGCAGCGUUGACUAGAACAGAGUGUCUCCAUCACUACGUUCACCAGGAAACACUAGCAGCAGAGCCCACUUACGAUUUCAAGGUACUGCAAGUGCAUGCGACCGACUACCACUACAUCAUGCUCGAUAGCUCUGAUGGUGAAGACAUUGUGGUGUUCUGUGCUUGAGAAUGUACCUUUGCCUGGGACGGAUGUGAAACUACCGAAGACCCCAUGCAGCGUUUUUAAAGAAACCUUUAAGAGAGAGUCCGAGGAGACUGAAUUCAAAAUGCUUUCGGUGAACAUUUUGCAGUAAACCAACUGCAUUCAUCCUCAGCCUAAGUCUGCUCUCAUUCAUGGUCUACCAGAGUCAGCUUUGUAGCAGUCUGAAAUGGAGAAAUCGGCUCAAAACUUCACUCUAGACAUUCCUUUAUUCAAUUUUAUGUGAAACCACAACGUCGCGAUAUCUGUGGGACGUGGAUUUCAAAGCAUUACUUGCAUUUGGCCAUUUCUGUGCAGAAAAAGUUGGAACUUUCUCGGUGCAGUCCGGUUUCUUCAAAUUGCAAUGAAAUCCUUCUUCAUAAAUAAAUAAUCAACUAUUAUGGAGACGGUGCUGUCAAGUCAUGGGUUGCCGCUGUGGAACUAUGUCAUCAGCCUCGUUCUUCCAUCAUCUUCAGGUUACCAAGCUCUUGUCCUCAGUACAAUUCACAUCCUCAGUGUUUGAGAAGUACAAUUUACCAAGUUUAAAGGGACUGACAGCGGUUAUCAUGAUACUCUCCCCCCCCCUUUUUUUUUAGUGCAAUGGAAAGUUUACCAGUCAACAGUGCCUAACCAUGCAGUGCCAACUUUGGAAACGCCAUGGAACGUUAUCAGAAUUUUUCUAUCUGCAGCGAGGAUGUAGUCGUUCACUGGAAGCAUGCUGAAAACAGUAAUAGGAGAGUGUGAUAGCGAUUAUGCACCGGCAUUAGUGGGAGGCAGGCAAGUGUGGCUGUAGCUGUGACAAAGUAUGAUUUUGUUUAUCAAGCCGAUAUUCCUAAGAUUCAUGUUUUCCGAAUUGUGAAAGUAUUUCUGCGAUAAUAGCUACGUGUUUUCGCAUUUUCUUGUCCAACUGCUUUGGUAUUCAACUAGUCAAAACGAAACCAAAUGGAUCGAAAACGAAAUGACACCUUUACACGCGAUAGAGUCAGCGUGUUGCCGUAGCGACGCGUUUGUUUUUGAGUUCCAAAGCAUAGAAUAAUGUGAGAGUGUAUAAUAAUAUACCAACUGCAAUUUUAAGCAAUAAUUAUGCUGUACUUAAUAAUAGUCUACUUAUGUACAGUAAUCUCAGACUACAUCCAAAGUACCAAGAUUUCACCGCCAGGCCUUGCCAGUUACUGGCUUUUGAUACUUUCUUUGCCAAUUUAUAACUAUAAUUUCUACUUAAAUCGCAAACAGCAUGUUGGAUUAUAUCAGUAUAAAUCAUCGUAAUUUCAUUUUCAUGAACUUCUCGCAACACAUUCUGGCCAGUUGUCAGUCCCCUUAACUGCUCCUCUUUAGUGACCAUUUAAGCAAUCAAGUUUGCGUCUAGGUGGAAAGAGGUGGGUUGCAGCAUUUCUUGGAGAAACUGCUGGGCAGAAUUUGUGGACACAAAACUACCAAGCGACAAAACACUACACAUUGUUUGAUAGUGCAGCAUGUGACGCUGUGCUUGAAUGUGAAAAUGUUGUCCGGAGUGCAUUAAAGCGUAAGCGAUACGAUGUGCAUACACAGCCUACGUCAGCAAUGUUGGUUUGUGCGAUAGAUGAAGCCAAACGUCUGCAACAUUUUCUUCAUGCCAGGCUUGUAUCUUCGGUAAAUACAGACAUGGUACUGAAAAAUUAAAUUUGCAUGAACUCCUGUUUGUCGCCGGAAACCUACAACACAGACACCUGUAGACCUAUUCAACUAAUAGAAAGUUUAGUUACAGACAGUUGACAAAUACUGUGAUGAGCCCGUAAAGGCAGUUACAAUAGAAUGUCACGUUUGCCUGCAGAGCUGUCCAAGUCUUGCAUGAAGAUCGAUCAUCUUAACUUUCAGCUAAAGAGUAAUUUGUCAUGAUUGUCGUAAUUACACCAAGUCAUGUUAACAUAUCUUCCAUUGUGGCAAAAGCAAUCGAGUAAAUUGCUUAUAUAAUCUUGCAUAUCUUAAAGGGACACUAAAGAGAAACAUCGAAUCAGUUUAGAUUAAUACCCUGGAAUAAAUGUGCACAGAUGGGUAACAGAGGCAUUGGGGUGAAUAAUUUGAACCACCUAGAUGGAUGGAAUGAGAAUGUAACGUCUAUGGCGAUUCUAAAUCGUGUCCUCAAAUAAUUAACGCACCCAGUAUACUCCAACCCAUUUCCUUGGUUUCACAACAUGGAUGACAAUGGGAAACACGGUAACCAAAUUCCACGCUGGCUAUUUGCUGUUGCCAUCUUCCCAUACAUAGUGCCCCAUAGCAAAGGCAUGUAUUAUUGCAGACAUCAUGUACACAUGAUCCUCUAUGCGUUAGAGUUAGUGCACUAUGGGAACAACUGUGAACCUAUUCUUACAAGUCACCACAGUGCAGUCGUCAAGGCAUGCUGGAGUCUAAUAAUUACCGAGCUGUUCACCCAUACAAUUAGAGCAGCAGCCAGUAAAUCCAAUGCGUACGCUCUUUGGACUUGUUUUGUGCCAACCAUGAUAAACUAGACAGCCAUAUAAACUCCUACAUCACGUUCACUAUCGUGAAUGUAGCUCAUGUCUGGUACCCCAGUUACGAUAAAAGAUUUAGGUCAAGGCUACUUGCAAUUAUUAAAGAAACAAGCAAAAGUGAAUAAAUUUUGUAAGAAACAGUGAAAGAAGCAUGCAUGCAAUGUAGUCAAACCCACUUAUAACGAUAUUGGUUUUAACAACAUAUCGGAUAUAACAAUGAGCAGCUGAUGCACUGUAAAAAAUAAGCGCUUACUACAAUGCUCCCAGGCCACAUUAUUGGUUAUAAUAAUUAAAUCUGGCUACUAGGUGCGUGUGUGUGAAAAAUCGCGAGUUGCUUCACCACAGACACCUUUGUUCUGUGCACUCAGAGCAGCACGCCUUAGUUGAAUCACCAGCCCUCGUGCACCCCUCAGGCUUCCAACCUGUCGCUGACGUCCGUGGGAUGGAUGGGAGAGGGGUGAAAAACGAGUCAUGCCGUGCAGGGUGCCUGGCACAAAAGUGGGAGUGGCAAAGUGGCUUUUUUUCCCCCUGGAUUUUACUUUUCUUUUCGGUGCAGACAGCUAGCAGUCAGAUUCAAUCGUAGCCAAUAAUGCGGCGGCAUGGGAGCAUUGUAGUAAGCCGUUUAUUUUAUCAUAGAACACACAAGUUCAUGGUGCCACAGCUGCUCCUCGUUACAUCAGUGUUGUGAAAACCAGUAAUGCUAUAAGUGGGUUCAACUGAAAUAAAAUGUUUGAAUGUGUGUCCAUUCUA